This is a messenger RNA of Rhineura floridana, 3981 nucleotides long. It is a transcript of the gene LDB1, whose product is annotated as LIM domain binding 1. Gene Ontology annotation, molecular function: LIM domain binding. Bases 549 to 1676 code for a protein of 375 amino acids. Gene Ontology annotation, cellular component: transcription regulator complex; nucleus. Gene Ontology annotation, biological process: positive regulation of transcription by RNA polymerase II; negative regulation of transcription by RNA polymerase II; nervous system development. The transcript has 11 exons. NCBI's taxonomy places the organism in Eukaryota, Metazoa, Chordata, Lepidosauria, Squamata, Rhineuridae. The record is from RefSeq and is a predicted model, not a curated record.
CUCUUUCUGAAAAGCACAGGGAGGUGUGUGUGUGUGUGUGUGUGUGUGUGCGCGCGCGCGCGCGUGUACGCGAGAGCGAGCGUGUGUGCAAUAGCAGAGCCUCCUCCAUACCCCAACAGAGGGCCUGAGACAGCAGCAGGAGCAGCCAUUGUUCAGGGAAAACCUGGCAGACAAAGGACGGGCUUCCUCCUUUUCACCGAAGCCUUCCUGUUUCCUUUGGCUGCCAUUCGUUCAGCUAGGCCUCUCGGCAGCCCCCUUGCUCUGCUCCUGCCUCGUCCAAUUGCAACCCGGCGCCUGCCUUUUUAUUAUUUUUCAUUUUGAACUUUUUCUCUCUCCCAAUGGCUGGGGUGGGAGUAAAGCACCCGCGGGCAGGGAUGUUCUGAGUUCCCGUCCUGCAUUCUCCCCCCUUUCCUCCCCCCCCUCACUCCGCACCCGCAACAGCGACACUCCAGUAGUUCUCUCCAGGCUGUUCCUCUAAGUCAUUCAAGCUGUACUCUCCAAAGGAGCCCCCAAACGGCAACGCCUUUCCCCCCUUUCACCCGGGCACUAUGUUGGAUCGAGAUGUGGGACCAACUCCUAUGUAUCCCCCAACAUACCUGGAGCCUGGGAUUGGGAGGCACACACCAUAUGGCAACCAGACUGACUACAGGAUAUUUGAGCUCAAUAAGCGGCUGCAAAAUUGGACAGAGGAAUGUGACAAUUUGUGGUGGGAUGCUUUCACCACCGAGUUCUUUGAGGACGAUGCCAUGCUAACAAUUACCUUCUGUCUGGAAGAUGGACCAAAGAGAUACACGAUUGGACGUACCCUGAUCCCCCGCUAUUUCCGCAGCAUCUUUGAAGGGGGUGCUACUGAGCUAUACUAUGUCCUGAAGCACCCAAAGGAGUCCUUUCACAACAACUUUGUCUCACUUGACUGUGACCAGUGUACCAUGGUCACCCAGCAUGGCAAGCCCAUGUUCACCCAGGUGUGUGUGGAGGGCCGCCUCUACUUGGAGUUCAUGUUUGAUGACAUGAUGAGGAUAAAGACGUGGCACUUCAGCAUCCGGCAGCACCGGGAGCUCAUUCCCCGCAGCAUCCUUGCUAUGCAUGCACAAGAUCCCCAGAUGCUCGACCAGUUGUCCAAGAACAUCACUCGGUGUGGACUUUCAAACUCCACUCUCAACUACCUCCGACUUUGCGUAAUCCUAGAACCAAUGCAGGAGUUGAUGUCGCGGCACAAGACCUACAGCCUCAGUCCCCGGGACUGCCUCAAGACGUGCCUCUUCCAGAAGUGGCAGCGUAUGGUGGCACCACCUGCUGAGCCUGCACGUCAGCAGCCCAGCAAGCGCCGGAAAAGGAAGAUGUCAGGGGGCAGCACCAUGAGUUCCGGUGGUGGCAACACCAACAACAGCAACAGCAAGAAGAAGAGCCCAGCCAGCACCUUUGCCCUCUCCAGUCAGGUACCUGAUGUGAUGGUGGUGGGCGAGCCGACCCUGAUGGGCGGGGAAUUUGGUGACGAGGAUGAGCGCCUUAUCACGCGGCUGGAGAACACACAGUUUGACGCGGCCAAUGGCAUUGACGACGAGGACAGCUUCAACAACUCUCCCGCUUUGGGUGCCAACAGCCCCUGGAACAGCAAGCCCCCCUCCAGUCAGGAGAGCAAGUCUGAGAAUCCGACGUCGCAAGCAUCGCAGUAAAGCCCCAACCCGCUGCCCGGCCUAGCCUUUACCUGACUUGGCUGGUUGCCCCCACGCGGACUGAGUCGAAACCGUUCUACCUGGACAAUUUGUGAAGAAGAGUGGCUGGCUGGCUGGCGUGGUGCCAGGGCUGAUGGGCAUUGCAGCACCAGCCUGCCCACCUACCUGCCUCCAGUUGGCCUGGCCACCACUCCCUGCUGUCUGCACUCUUGGCUGUGCCCUUUAGGGCAGACUUGGGGCACGAGGCAUGAUGGAGCCUGGAUCUCACUCCAGCCCUAGCAGAAUUUCAAUUCCUUCUCCCUUCCUGCCCAUGCAUCCAGAGCCCCGGACACCACAAGUGACACUCCUGUGGGAUGGCGUUUCAUGUUCAUUACACAUCCCCUUGGAGCCUGCCAGUUUUGCUUGAUUGGCAGGAAACACCUCAGGAGGGGAAGGGGCCUGAGUGUUUAAGGUGAUCUGACAGAACUUUCAGCCUAAGCAUGUUUUAUCAGUCCAGUUCCAUAUUUGGUCUCAAGGGGGCUUCCUUCUAGCAGGAGAGUCUGGCAAUGUCCUGUAGACAACGUCAUGACUCCCAGUGGGGGCAGCUAUGAUUUUUGUAGGAAGGGUCUCGAGUAGUCCUUCCUGGUUGCUAUAGAUGUUGCAGUGCAGUUACCCCCGCUCUGCCUGAAGAGUCCAGAAAACCAGUGUGAGAGGGGGUAGUGGGAGUUUAAUGCCUCUUGGAAUGUGACUAGAAAACAACCCUGCAGUUGACAUGGAAGGGCACAUGUCCCUUUUGGUCUGAUCCUUUGGCGUAGGGCCAGCCCUCUGCCCAGCUUGCUCCUACAGAAAACUGCAAUCUUGACCCCUCCCCAUACUUUGGUUUUUUAAAAUAUAUAUAUAUUAAAAUUGUAUGUUUAAAAAAAACAAAAUGCCCUCCUUCCCUGUUUUCCCCAAUCCUGAUUUUUGUACAGGCUUGUCUACCAAUUGGGAAUCUUGGUUUUUAUAUACAGUUCUGAGAGCUUCAAACCAAGGAGAGACUUUGCAGACUUCCUUUCUACAUCCUUUGAGGACAGCAUGGCUGCCCCACUUUGCCCUCUCUGUGUAACUUUGUGUGUGCUGCUGUCCUUGCCCCCCCUUCUCUACCCCCCCUUUCGGGUUUGUGUACCUUGUGCUUGUAUAUUUCCGCGCUGUAGGCCGUGUGUAUGAUACUGUUCUUUCACUGUGUUCUCACUAAUGCAGCCGCCCCCAUCAGUGGUUGGGGGAGUUCAUUGCGAUGGGCAUAUUUUGUGGGAGACAGGAGAGUUCAGAAGGUACUGUCACCAGUUUACAGCAGUGCAGAAUGUGGGGAAUGGGGGUGAACAGGACUUCUUAGGAAGCAUAAUCAGGGGAUUGGAUUAUACAUGCUUUGUAAAGAAGGAUGAUCAUUUCCUCCAUUAUGGAGUGAGGUUCUAGGAAACUAUUUUACUAUGAAGGGGAGUGACAGGGCUCACAAGGUCCCCAAGGAAAGAAGAUCUGUUCCUAAACUCGCCCGCUCCCCUUUCCAGUGUUUGGAUGUCACUCAUGUUCUUCUGCCAGCAUUUCGUACGCUAGUUUUGUCCUGUGAGCCAUGGAGAGAUGAUGCUUUAUGCCACUGAGGCCUGCAAAGUAGCCAUAUGUUAAGGCAUAGCUUUUCAUUUUUGACAGAGGAGUACAGAGUAGCGUGAGGUAUUUUGACCACCUGAUGGGAUGGACUGAUUGUGAGGGUGGUGAUAUUUAGAGGGCACAAUCUGAACCGUCAUGGCAACCCCCCUUUACCUUACUUAGUCUGUUUACCUAAGUGGAUUCCAUUCCACAAAGGAUGUUUUCCCUAGCAGGACUGAUGCCAUCAGUUGUCCCAGAGCUGCCAUUUCUGGCCCAUCGCUGGCCACCACUAGGGCGUGGGGUGUUCAAUCUGAAUGAUGCUCUGGAAUCCCAUAAAUUCUCCUUUCUCCUGGAGGAGCCCAGAUGGAUCAACCUGAAGCAUGUUCGGGGGGGGGUCACUUUUGUGUUACUGGGCCCAGAUACUCCAUUGUGCUCUGUCCCCCUGGAAGUAGGCAAUACAACAGUCAAUACUAUAAUUUACAGGGCGUUUUUCUGUAACUUUUUUGUAUCUGAAGAUAUGAGUGUCACGUCCCCCGUUGCUGUGGCUCGGCAUGAACUGGUGACGUGUACUCUGUCCCCUCUCCCCACCCUUGCCCUUUCCACCUACCACUUCCCCCUGGGGCACUGUAAAGCCUUUUUUUUUUUUUGCAUAGUUUGUGCCAUUUAUGGUCAUGUAUGGUACCAAUAAAACAACUUUUUUCGGUUU